Molecule: messenger RNA, 368 nt
Organism: Propithecus coquereli (Coquerel's sifaka)
Lineage: Eukaryota; Metazoa; Chordata; Mammalia; Primates; Indriidae
Product: putative vomeronasal receptor-like protein 4
Exons: 2
Biological process (GO): G protein-coupled receptor signaling pathway
Cellular component (GO): membrane
Molecular function (GO): pheromone receptor activity
Source: RefSeq, a predicted model, not a curated record
UUUUUUCAAGCUGGCAUUGGACUUGCAGCCAACAUCUUCCUCCUCUUCUGCAUCUUCACACUCCUUGUGGAUCACAAGCCUAAGCCCACUGACAAGAUCACCUGUCACCUGGCCCUCAUCCACGUACUGAUGCUCCUUAUUAUGUUGUUCUUGGUGUCUCCAGACCUUUUUGAGUCACUGAAUUUUCAGAAUAACUUCAAGCAUAAGGCAUUUUUCUACCUGAGCAGGGUGAUGAGGGGCUUCUCCAUCUUCACCACCUGCCUCCUGAGCACGCUCCAGGCCAUCACCAUCAGCCCCAGCACCUCCUGGCAUCAGAGGUGAUCCAGGCACCUUCACAGCACCAGCCUCUCCCCAACAUCUCCCCAGAG